Molecule: messenger RNA, 1020 nt
Organism: Kluyveromyces lactis
Lineage: Eukaryota; Fungi; Ascomycota; Saccharomycetes; Saccharomycetales; Saccharomycetaceae
Gene: HUT1
Product: UDP-galactose transporter HUT1
Exons: 1
Coding region: 1-1020 (339 amino acids)
Biological process (GO): UDP-galactose transmembrane transport
Cellular component (GO): endoplasmic reticulum membrane; Golgi membrane
Molecular function (GO): UDP-glucose transmembrane transporter activity; UDP-galactose transmembrane transporter activity
Source: RefSeq, a predicted model, not a curated record
AUGGGACGUCAUAUAUUGAAACAUGUUUUCGCGGUAGGAGGAAUCUACUGUUCGUUUUUGACAUGGGGUUUAUUGCAAGAGCCUUUGAACACUAGAGUAUGGCCGAACUCUGGCUGUACGUUUCAAGUACCAUACAUAGUCGCAUUGGUACAGGCAACAAUUGCUAUGAUUUGUGGGUUAAUCUAUAUAAAAUGGCAGAAACCUGUGCUUUCUCUAUCGAAAUUUUGGACCAGUCAUACAAGGGAUAUGGCGAUUAUUUCAUUAUCCCAGGCAAUUUCUGCUCCGUUAGCUGCUUACUCGUUAAGCUAUGUGGAUUUCUUGACUUAUAUGUUGGCAAAGUCAUGCAAACUUUUACCGGUGCUGAUGGUCCAUUUGAUUGUGUACCGUACACCAAUUCCAAGAAGUAAGAAAUUAGUGGUACUGUUGGUAACGGUUGGGAUAACAAUAUUCACUUUGGAUGGACAUAAACCUUCUAUGACUGAGAAUGACGUUUCUGAGAGUUCUUCAUCUUCUUCGUUGAUUGGUUUUGUGCUGCUGGGUAGCAGUCUUUUCCUUGAUGGAUUAACCAACGCUAAACAGGAUAAGCUAUUCCAGAAGGCCACUUAUAAGAUCACUGGUGCUCAUCUCAUGUUUGCAUUAAACUUCUUCCUAAUUGUAUGGAACGUAAUAUAUAUGGUUCUAGUUGAUAGACAACAAUUGGCAAAAGGUUUGAAGAUGUUACAUGCGGAUCCAGAAAUUAGUCGUUAUCUUCUGGCAUACGCCUGUUGCGGCGCAAUCGGUCAAUGCUUUAUCUUCUACACUUUGGAACAGUACGGAUCGUUGGUGUUAGUAAUGGUCACCGUGACUAGAAAGAUGUUUUCUAUGAUCUUAAGCAUAAUCGUCUACGGACACCAAGUCACACUGUGGCAAUGGGUAGGAAUUGUGAUAGUGUUCACCGGUGUGGUAUGUGAGUCUAUGGGAAAGAAGAAUAAAGCAAAAGAAGGAAAUAUUAUUAAUGAAGAAAAGGUAAAACAGUCUUGA